AUGCAUGAGCCGCGUAGAAGGGGUGCAUGUGGGCAGUGCUCACGCAAGAAACGCAAAGUAACACCGGCACCUAAGAACAUCGACCAGUGUGACCACAAGCAACCGCGAUGCUCGCAAUGCGUCAAGCACGGCGAUGCCUGCGAGGCCCGAACAUUCAAGUUAUCGACGCCUGCUGCGUUUGAGGAGCGCCGUGCCAACAAGGCCAAGGCUAGAUCUUCACGAAGCCCUCGGUUUGUCGACGACGCUGGUCCGUCGAUAGAACCAGAUGGCAACGACAACAUCCCCAUUGCAUCGCCACCUUGUGUCCAAAGCUCUGGCCUUGCGAGCGGGACGCAAAAUGGCACGUUCGACCUGUUGCGCCCCCCGGAUCAACGGCUACUGCCGAGCAUCUUGCCAGCAGAAACCUCUCCUCGCAAUGACAUACGGGACCCGACGACGAGCGAUCAGACACAAGCUGACGAGACCGUGAGUCUCACUCCAGUCGUGCCAGAUGUACUGCCAAGCUCGGAUUACAACGAACCAUUCCCUUCCGUCUUCUUUCCAGGCCACGGGAGUCUAAGCCUCGACGCGUUUUCAAGUGCCAACCAUCUAUUGACGUCCUCAACAACCACCACCAUCUCCCCCUUUCUAGCCGCACCGGAACGUCUCUACUGCCCGAUGCCGUGGCCAGACGACAUGCUGGCCUCGCCCGAGCGCAGGUUCCUCUGGCAGUACUUCCUGUCGGUAGCGGAAGCCGACUUUCUGUGUCUGGACUGGGAAGACGUCGGCCAUCUGUACGGCUUCCAGCACCCGUACACCACAACCCUGCCACAGAUGGCUCUGUCGAGCAAGGCGCUCCGAAGUGCCAUCUUCUGCUUCACGGCCGGCCAGUACCAGCUGCGCCACAACAGCCGGGAGCAUUUCGCCCUGACCAAGACAGCGACAAGCGCAGAGGCGGUGCGUGCCAUGCGCACCCAGUUGCUGCAGACGGCAACCAGCGACGACGACCUGCUGCCGCUCAUCUGCGCGGCCACAUUGCUGCAUUACUUUGCCACGGAGAGGCAUGACUAUCUACGAAUCGCCUCCAACCUUGUCUCGCGGUUCAUGGCACGAAAAGCGCUUCAGCAGAGCCAGACACCCCUCUCGUUACCCGAGAUCCCCCUGACCGAGUUUCGAUGGACAGUCAUAUCCACGCUGUGCUCCCUGCGGCCGCCUCAAAGUCCACUUGGCGAGGAGGCCUGUCGGAUGAUCGAAAUGGACGACGACGAGAUCAGUCGCAAGUACUCGGACGCAUUCAGCGGUUGGAUCAGUCAUCCCAUUUACACAUUCUCCCCGAGGCUGGUCAAUCCUCUUCUACGCAUUGGGCGACUGCUGGAGGCACAGCUGCUACAACUCGACACCACGGCCACAGACCCUGACCUUCUCGCCGGCCAUGAUGAAGAUCGCAUAGCCGAAGCCGAGGAGAUGCUCCUUCACGCACGCGAACGCGACGUCGAUACAUCCAUAGCUCGCAUGCAGAUCAGCGAUCCCGCCGCUGUCGUCGCCCUCAACGAAUCCAUGUACGCAGCGAGCGCCAUCCUGCUAUACGCGCGUCUGCACCAGACACCGUUUACGGCGCCCUUUAUUCGGAAGCAAGUCCACGUUGUCACCCAAGAGAUUGCCAAGAUCAGCGUCGACUCCCGUGUGUCCUUCUCCGUCGUCUUCCCGCUGUUCAUCGCGGGCUGCGACGCCGCAGAUCUGUCGGUGCGCGACAUGGUCAGGGAGAGACUGCGAGAGCCCAAGGGCAUCUCUUAUGAUCGUGGCGACCUCGUCGGCGCGCUGGAGCACAUUUGGGACAUUCGCGAUGCCGAGCCGGGUUUGCUCUGGCCAGACUGGGUGGCCAAGGUUGAUCCAAAGUACCGAAUCAGCUGUCUGAUGUAA
This is a messenger RNA of Emericellopsis atlantica, 1899 nucleotides long. RefSeq names its product fungal-specific transcription factor domain-containing protein. Gene Ontology annotation, molecular function: zinc ion binding; DNA-binding transcription factor activity, RNA polymerase II-specific; transcription cis-regulatory region binding. Gene Ontology annotation, cellular component: nucleus. The transcript is spliced from 2 exons. NCBI's taxonomy places the organism in Eukaryota, Fungi, Ascomycota, Sordariomycetes, Hypocreales, Bionectriaceae. Bases 1 to 1899 code for a protein of 632 amino acids. The record is from RefSeq and is a predicted model, not a curated record. Gene Ontology annotation, biological process: positive regulation of transcription by RNA polymerase II.